AUGCACUUGAGGAAGAGUCCAACAAGAGCCAAGCUUGCCCUUGAACUUCUUUAUGUUGCCACUGCGCACAUAAAUCUCUCCCUUGCCAAAAAUUCUGCCCAACUGCCUCCUGCAUAUUGGCCGUCACACACCCAAGCCUGCCCCUGUCAAUAG
Messenger RNA from Puccinia triticina, 153 nucleotides. RefSeq lists its product as uncharacterized. Bases 1 to 153 code for a protein of 50 amino acids. The transcript is spliced from 2 exons. Lineage: Eukaryota; Fungi; Basidiomycota; Pucciniomycetes; Pucciniales; Pucciniaceae. The record is from RefSeq and is a predicted model, not a curated record.